AUGACAGAAGGCAAACGACAAAACGUGAUAAUCGUAGGAGGAGGCUCAGCAGGCGCCUUAACAGCCCGCGAACUCUCCCUCCUCCUCGACCCCUCAAAGCACCAUCUCAUCCUCAUCACCGCCCGUCCGCACUUUACCCAUCUCCCGGGAACCAUCCGCAUGGUCGUCUCUUCCGAAGAAGCACUGGAGGAACGCGUGUUCAUGCCUUACGACGUACCUGAUUGGUUACACGGAAAAGGGGAAGUGAAGGUUGGACGCGUUGAGCGUAUCGAGGGGGGUAAGGUUGUCCUUACGGAUGGGGAGACGUUGGAAUAUGAGGUUCUUGUGUUGGCUACGGGGAGUACGUGGGAGGGUCCUAUUAAUUUACCUGAUGAUGAGGAGGAGGAGUUGGCUUCGAUUAAGGCGUCGAGGAAAGAGUUUGAAAAGGCGAGGAAUGUUGUGUUGGUUGGUGGGGGUGCUAUUGCCAUUGAAUUCGCGGGAGAGAUCAAAGAUCUGUGGCCGGAAAAGGAAGUUACCAUCGUCCAUAAUCAAGGCAUCCUCUUGAACGACGCGUAUCCCGAGAAAUGGAGGAAGGCCCUCACGAAACGCGUCCAAAAAGGUGGUGUCCAACUCGUACUCGAAGACCACAUAGACGACAUCGUCCCAUCCCAAGACGGCACCGUCAAAACGCGCAAGGGGAAGAAAAUCACUGCAGAUCUCGUGGUCCCAUGUCGCGGCGGACGCCCAAACACCUCCUUCAUAGCCUCCUCACUCGGCUCCGACGUCCUCUCUUCCGCAGGACGCGUAAAGGUCCUACCAACCCUCCAACUCCCAUCCCACCCACGCAUUUUAGCAGGUGGCGAUAUCAUCGAGUGGAAAGAACAGAAGCAGGCGGCAAAGUACCCCGCCCAUGCCUCCGUCAUCGCUAAGAAUGCGUUUGCGCUGCUUGAGAAGAAUCAGCUCAAGGCGAAGUAUGCGGGGAGUCCGGAGUUGAUUGCGAUUUCGUUUGGGAAGAAUGGAGGUGCUAGUUAUUUGGGCCUUUUGUGGGGUGUUACGCUUGGAGAUUGGUUUACUGCGAAGCUCAAGUCGCGGGGACUUGCUAUUGAUAUGACGAAGAAGGCUUUGGGGCUCUAAUGGUUUUUUUCGGAUGGAUGGAUGGAUUUGAUACCGGUGGUUUUUGGACGCAUGUUUUAAUUUCUGGACGUGUAUGUAGAUGUAUAUGUAGCAUGCAUAUGUCGGAGGUUGAGCUUAUUCUGUACACGUUUACGCUUUUGUAAUGC
Laccaria bicolor S238N-H82 is the source of this 1259-nucleotide messenger RNA. RefSeq lists its product as uncharacterized. Gene Ontology annotation, cellular component: cytoplasm. Gene Ontology annotation, molecular function: flavin adenine dinucleotide binding; electron-transferring-flavoprotein dehydrogenase activity. NCBI's taxonomy places the organism in Eukaryota, Fungi, Basidiomycota, Agaricomycetes, Agaricales, Hydnangiaceae. The transcript is spliced from 5 exons. The coding region runs from base 1 to 1113 and encodes 370 amino acids. The record is from RefSeq and is a predicted model, not a curated record.